This is a messenger RNA of Papaver somniferum (opium poppy), 1121 nucleotides long. RefSeq names its product RING-H2 finger protein ATL22-like. Bases 1 to 1047 code for a protein of 348 amino acids. NCBI's taxonomy places the organism in Eukaryota, Viridiplantae, Streptophyta, Magnoliopsida, Ranunculales, Papaveraceae. Gene Ontology annotation, molecular function: polysaccharide binding. The record is from RefSeq and is a predicted model, not a curated record. The transcript is spliced from 2 exons.
AUGGGUGUCCCAUUCAUCACAGUUUUCUUCAUAUUCUUCUUCUGUGCUGCGAAAUUUGGUGAAAGUUCCGAUAGAUGUGUUGGUAUUCGGUGUAGCAAGAACGAGCCUGUCAUCUCAUUUCCUUUUAGAAUUAAAGGCCGACAGAAUGAAUGGUGUGGUUACCCAGGUUUUGAUCUUACUUGCAAUGAUAAGAAUAAAACGGUUCUAGAGUUGCCGUUUUCUAGUUCAUUUUAUGUUCAUGAUAUCAACUAUGGUAGUCACUCAAACAAAAUACAGCUUCAUGAUCCGGAUAACUGCCUUUCCGAACGGCUUUUGGAUAACCAGAUGAAUCUUUCUGGCACCCCUUUCAUUCAUAUUCACAAUAAGAAUUAUUCUUUCUACAACUGCUCGUCUGUUCGUUCAUUCAACAGUACGUCCACGCCAAUGAUCAGUUGCCUCAGCACCUCCGGACGUGUUGUUUUUGCUACAUCUGCAGCAAGUUCCGAUAGUUUAUCGCUUAACCAAAACUGUGAGUUAAUUGCUAAUCUACAGGUGCCGGUCGAAACGUCUGAUCAUAUAGCUUAUUCUUUGCUUCAAAAUGAUAUUCAUCUCACCUGGGCAUGGAGUACAUCGGAUUGCAAAAGCUGUAACUAUCCGAAAGCUCCGUCAAAGAAGCAUGGUCAUGGCUUUGCAUAUGUUUUUAUCAUCAUGGGCGUCAUGGCUAUAAUAUCUUUUGUUUGCUUCCGCGCUUGGGUCAUGAGUAAUAUAUAUAGGGGCAACCACCUGCCACACCAAUCAGGCAUCGUCAACACCGGUCUCGAUGAAUCCACUAUACGAUCCUUUCCAAUGAUAGUACUUGGUGAGAACCGACGAUUACCAAAUGAGGCCAGUGAUACUACUUGUGCAUUAUGUCUAGAUGAGUAUCUGCCCAACGAUAUAUUAAGGAGUUUGCCGGCAUGUAACCACUAUUUUCAUGCUGUCUGUAUUGAUGAAUGGCUUCCUAUAAACUCAAGAUGUCCUGUUUGCAAUACAAUGUCACCCGUCGCUAAUAGUGAAACUGCGCCAUGAUACUCAGAGAGAGAGGAAUAGAAAAAGAAUCAGAAAUUCAUCCUAAAGUGUGCAUGCUUGAUGCUCCUUAAUAU